Cricetulus griseus (Chinese hamster) is the source of this 1644-nucleotide messenger RNA. The record is from RefSeq and is a predicted model, not a curated record. NCBI's taxonomy places the organism in Eukaryota, Metazoa, Chordata, Mammalia, Rodentia, Cricetidae.
AUGCAGGGAGACCAGGUGCUGCUAUUGCUGUUGUUGGGCCUCAAGAUACAUCUGUCCUUUGGUGUUAUCCCCGUGGAGGAGGAGAAACCAGCCUUCUGGAACCAAAAGGCAGCCGAGGCCCUGAAUGUUGCCAAGAAGCUGCAGCCCAUUCAGACAUCAGCCAAGAACCUCAUCAUCUUCCUGGGGGAUGGAAUGGGGGUGCCCACAGUGACAGCCACCAGGAUCCUAAAGGGACAACUGGAAGGUCAUCUAGGACCUGAGACACCCCUAGCCAUGGACAGCUUCCCAUACAUGGCUCUGUCCAAGACAUACAACGUGGAUAGACAGGUCCCAGACAGUGCAGGCACAGCCACCGCCUAUCUCUGCGGGGUCAAGGCCAACUACAAGACCAUUGGCUUGAGUGCAGCAGCUCGAGUUGACCAGUGCAACACCACGUUUGGCAAUGAGGUCAUCUCAGUGAUGAAUCGUGCCAAGAAAGCAGGAAAGUCUGUGGGAGUGGUGACCACUACCAGGGUGCAGCAUGCCUCUCCAGCUGGCACCUACGCGCACACGGUGAACCGUAAUUGGUACUCGGAUGCAGAAAUGCCUGCCUCGGCGCUGCAGCAGGGCUGCAAGGACAUUGCCACACAACUCAUUUCCAACAUGGACAUUGAUGUGAUUCUCGGCGGAGGCCGCAAGUUCAUGUUUCCCAAAGGGACGAAGGACCCUGAGUACCCAGAUGAUGCUGCCCAAUCUGGAACCAGGCUGGAUGGACAGGACUUAGUACAGAAGUGGCUGGCAAAGAACCAGGGAGCCCGGUAUGUUUGGAACCUCAAAGAGCUCCUUCAGGCCUCCCAGGACUCCACAGUGACUCACCUCAUGGGCCUCUUUGAGCCAGCAGAAAUGAAAUAUGACGUCAACCGAAACUACUCACUUGAUCCAUCCCUCAAGGAAAUGACAGAGGUGGCCAUUCGCAUGCUGAGCAGGAACCCACAAGGCUUCUACCUCUUUGUGGAAGGAGGUCGUAUUGACCAAGGCCACCAUGAGGGCACAGCUUACCUGGCAUUGACUGAGGCUGUCAUGUUCGAUUCUGCCAUUGAAAGUGCCAGCCAGCUCACCAGCGAGAAGGACACACUGAUACUCAUCACCGCUGACCACUCCCAUGUCUUUGCUUUUGGUGGCUACACACUUCGGGGGACCUCCAUCUUUGGUCUGGCACCACUCAACGCUCAAGAUGGCAAACCCUACACCUCCAUUCUCUAUGGCAAUGGCCCGGGCUAUGCGCUUGGUUCAGGCAACCGUCCCAAUGUCACCAGUGAGGAGAGUGCUGGCACCUCAUACCGGCAGCAGGCAGCUGUACCCCUGUCAUCAGAGACCCACGGAGGAGAGGACGUGGCGAUAUUCGCACGUGGCCCUCAGGCACACCUGGUGCAUGGAGUGCAGGAGCAGAAUUACAUCGCCCAUGUCAUGGCCUUUGCAGGCUGCCUGGAACCCUACACUGACUGUGGCCUGGCCCCCCCUGCAGGCCAGAGCAGCCCCAUCACCCCUGGCCAGAUCAAUACUGAAGUCACAAACAGUGCAGCCCACCAGGGCACUAUCCAGCUGUCCCUGCAUCUGCUGGUUAGCACACUGCUGCUAGUAGGGACAGCCAUGGAGGCAUACUGA